AUGUCAGUUGGGAACGGCGCAGAACCAGCGAGCUCUGGACAAGACGAGCAAACGGUGAAGCUCGCUUUAGCCAUUUCUCUUCUCCGAUCGAAGAUCCUCCAAAAGCCUCUUUCUUUCCCCAACAAUCCUUCCACUUCCGACGCUCUCCGAUGGAAGCGAAAGGCGAAGGAGCGGAAGCAAGAGCUUUUGAGACUUAGAGAAGAUCUCAAGCAAACUCAAGAUAUUUCACAGUGUGAUUUGUUCCCUCAAACUGCCGUUUGCAAAUGCUAUUUCUUCGAUAAUUUGGGGAAAUUGAGCCCUAAGACAGUAACAGAUGGCUCCAAUCGUCGGUUCAACGACGUUUUGCGGCGGAGGUUUCUGAGACAAGUAAGAUUCAAGGAAAGAAAACGAAAAUCAGGUGGUUCAGUUCAGCAGCAACGGCUUUUAUCAGACCUUAGCAAUGAAGAUGAACUGGAGCAGCUUAGGGCCUCUGUUGAUUUUCUUGUGGAACUUUGUGACACUGUUUCUCCGGUUGAGGAGGUAAACUUUGCAAAUUUGUCGCACCAAGCUGUAGACUUCAUUUUAGCUUCAUUGAGUAGUUUGUUUUCAAUGUCAAAGAACAUGGACGUUAUAGAAGGAAUUAUCAGCAGCUUAAUCACUCGAUUGGUUAGAAGGAUGUGUUCGUCCUUUCAAGAAAAUGGGUCAAACCAUAACAACAUGGAUCCCCAGUUCUAUGUUCAACACUUGAUCCGUAAGAUUGGGAAUGUGGCCUUCAUUGGACAACGUGCGUUACUUUCAAUUUCUGAGAGAAUCUCUGCACUUGCAGAAAGUUUGCUUUUCACAGAUCCAUUUGAUGUUGCUUUUCCCCGCAUGCAUCAAUGUAUGUUUACAAUGAUCCAGCUUAUUGAGUUUUUAAUAUCAGACUACCUAUCAAUAUGGUCCAAGGAUCAAGGCUUUGACGAAAUGCUCUUUGAAGAGUGGGUGACUUCAAUUUUUCAUGCUCGGAAAGCUUUAGAACUAUUGGAAAGUAGGAAUGGGCUUUAUGUGCUAUACAUGGAUCGAGUUACAGGUGAACUGGGUAAACAAGUUGGUCAGGUCCCGUCACUCCAGAAAAUGAAGCCAGACAUUCUUGAUAAGCUGCUAUGCUGACUGGAUAUCCAUACUGGUAAUGUAUGUUUAUGAAAGCCAGAUCACAUCACAAUCAUUGCAAAAUGACAAAGCAUGCAAAGUUGACAGACCCACUGAAGAUCUAACUUACGGUUCAGGCAGCAAUACCGAUGGACAUGGUAUGUUUGGUACUGAAUUAAGUAGACAAGACCAUGACAGAAAGCGUGGGAAAGUUCAUGAAGUUGAUGUUGAUCACUUCAGUUCUAUUAAGAAAGCAAAGGCAAUCUAUGGUGGUGCCAAUGACCUUAAGCGCCCUCGAAACAGCCGAAGCGGGUCAAAUUCCUUGGUGCUUAAACCGAACUUGUUCUUCUCAGCUGCACUCAAGCACCUCGCAGUUGGAUUCUUCAUCUGUUUUAUGUUGAUAAUUUGAACUGCUUUUUAGCUUCGUGACUUUGUCAACCAUUCACUCAACUUUCUAUAAAUGAAAGUUCUGAAGUUUACAAGUUUUAGGCUUUGCUUAGUUUUCGUACAAUCUAUGUUGCUAUGAUCUGGCUAUCUCCUUUGUAAGUUGUGUGAUAGUAUCAAUCAUGUCUCACUGUACAGAAGAUUUGAUCUUUAUGAUCGUCUGGUGGUUUUGAGCCUUGGAAGGAGGAUAAUAAAAUGCAAAGGAAAUAAAGGUUUAUAUAA
Morus notabilis is the source of this 1773-nucleotide messenger RNA. RefSeq names its product protein MULTIPOLAR SPINDLE 1. NCBI's taxonomy places the organism in Eukaryota, Viridiplantae, Streptophyta, Magnoliopsida, Rosales, Moraceae. The transcript is spliced from 12 exons. Gene Ontology annotation, biological process: meiotic DNA double-strand break formation; meiotic spindle organization. The record is from RefSeq and is a predicted model, not a curated record. The coding region runs from base 1 to 1128 and encodes 375 amino acids.